Hyaloscypha bicolor E is the source of this 2087-nucleotide messenger RNA. RefSeq names its product ferric reductase-like protein like transmembrane component. Lineage: Eukaryota; Fungi; Ascomycota; Leotiomycetes; Helotiales; Hyaloscyphaceae. Gene Ontology annotation, molecular function: ferric-chelate reductase activity. Gene Ontology annotation, biological process: intracellular iron ion homeostasis; iron ion transport; copper ion import. The coding region runs from base 154 to 1866 and encodes 570 amino acids. The transcript is spliced from 2 exons. Gene Ontology annotation, cellular component: plasma membrane. The record is from RefSeq and is a predicted model, not a curated record.
GACAGCCAUCGCCCUUGAUGCUCCCUCAUUCCUCAAGCAUCUCUCUCCCGAAGACAGAAUCACCCUUGGCCCCAGAGAUCCGUCUGGUCAGUGGAACAAUUGGACGAUAACUCUCCAGAAAGCUGAUCCCAGAGUUCGUCCGAUAGUGUCACAAUGGCCUGGCCAUAUCACCUCCUUGAUCUCACCCACGAGCAAAAACAUGAGCGUCGACUUCUCCUCGACAGGUAUGGAGUCUACGCGCAACUCUCAGCUUUCAUACCUAUCCUGGCCUAUCAACUUUACAGGCUAGCAGUCUGGGUGUAUUCAGAGCGAAAGCGAUCCAAAGUCAGCUAUUCAGCGAUUCCAAGCUCCCCGACUUUGAAGCGGUCACGAGCUUCAACGUCUGGUAAUUUCGCGAGGAGUUGGAGAACGACUAUCUGGUGGUUGGAAGGUGAAUUUGCACAAGGAUGGCCAUCAAGAGGAAAACUUAUUGCUGCCGGAGUUUGGAUAUCUUGGUUGCUCUUUCUAUGCGUCCAUAACACUGGUGAAGACUAUCUACACAUCACGAAAAGAUUUGGAGUUGUAGCAGCAUCGCAGUUCCCCGUGCAUUAUAUGCUUUCUAUGAAAUCUCAAUAUUCCCCUCUUGCUUUCGUCUUCAGAUCUUCUCACGAGCAACUCAAUGCUUGGCACCGAAUCUCAGGAAGAAUUAUCCACUUCCUUUUGUUGUGCCACGCUGGUUGGUACAUCAACUAUUUCGUGCAAGCUGGGGUUGUGAAGAAACGCCUUACAGAUCCCGUGGUCAUUGUUGGCAUCAUUGGCCUCGUGCUCAUCGACAUCAUCGCAGCCACUAGUCUGGAAAGAAUGCGACGCUGGAGCUACAGGGUUUUCUUCAUCCUUCAUCUUAUGAUUGGGCUCUGGCUUCUACCCUUAAUCUUCUUCCACGCCAAACCUCUUCGAAUCUAUGUGAUUGAGGCUCUGGUUCUCUUCUUGUUCGAUCUCACCUGUCGGAAGCUGGAUACAGUCACUGGCUUUGCGACGAUCACAGCCGUACCACACACAACAUUGGUGAAGCUGAAGAUCCCUAUUCCAGCGUCCAAGAUUCGGAGGUUUCAGUCUAAGCCAGGACAGCAUGUCUAUCUCUCAAUUCCACCAGCAAGUAGACCUCUCCUCUCCUCAGCUCCGUGGAUCCACGACUUUCUAUACAACCCCUUCACCGUAGCAGAGGCCUCAGGUACCGACAUCACGCUAGUUCUGCGAGCUCUACAUGGUCCUACAACAAAAGCCUUAAGCACGUUAGCCCAACUCUCUAAGGCGAAACCUCCAAUUCAAAUUGAAGGUCCUUUAGGGUGUUCUCAACGAUUUCCAAACCUCGCCGCAGAUUAUGACAGGGUUUUGUUGGUAGCUGGUGGUAUAGGCUCUACUUUUAUCUUACCAAUUUACCUUCAUGUGCAAGAACAAUUGACCGCUGAAGGCAAGAGCUCCGAUCGUGCUAAGUUGAUAUGGUCUAUGCGGUCAGCAGCGGAAGCUAUUUGGGCCAUUGAUUCCGAGAAGCGGAACACUAUUGAGGAAGACAAGCAUGUGAAGAUUUUCUUGACAAGAAGCAACUCUGAUGAUCAGCACCACGGCGACGAGCCAAUACCUGUGGAUGGAAGUGUGGAGCUGGACGAAUUGCAGCGGAUGGAAGAACCUGUAAAGGCAACUGGUGGCCGAGAGAGACCGGACCUGAGGAAGAUUUUGGAUGGGACGUUUAGGCACGGAAAUGAAGAGAGAGUUGCUGUUUUAGUUUGCGGACCUAAGCAGAUGGCUCGAGAGCUGAGGGAGCAGGUGGGAAGAUGGGUGAAAAAGGGUCGAGAUGUUUACUUUCAUGAUGAGAGCUUCGGAUGGUAGAUCUUUUCAAUGGUAGCUCCUAAAUUUUCUGUAAGAGUGGGUGGAUACGUCAACGAUAGCUCGGACAUUGUCUGGCAAUUCGCAUUGUUGAGCAUUCAAGCACUCCUUAGCAACACUGCAGACUAGCUUGUCGGAACUUAGUAGGAAGCACAGUACAAUGAAAGAAACCUCGCUACAAGGAUACUCAAUAUAAGGAUAUCCUCGAUAUAAGGAUACAUCUG